Messenger RNA from Amphimedon queenslandica, 2143 nucleotides. Its product is annotated as kelch-like protein 5. The transcript has 7 exons. The coding region runs from base 41 to 1906 and encodes 621 amino acids. NCBI's taxonomy places the organism in Eukaryota, Metazoa, Porifera, Demospongiae, Haplosclerida, Niphatidae. Gene Ontology annotation, molecular function: protein binding. The record is from RefSeq and is a predicted model, not a curated record.
AAGAGAGAGAAAAGAUCUUCUAUUUUCCUUUUUUCAUAAAAUGGAUACUUACGAGACGAAUGUAGGGGAAGAGGAGGACCUAAAGUCCCGUCCUCAUUUCGUUGACAAUACUUUACCACGAGAAGCACUCCAGACCAUGGACCAAUUGAGAAGGAACUCUGAACUAACGGAUGUGGAGCUGGUAGCUGAUUCUCAAGUUUUCAGAGCGCACAGAGUCGUCCUCGCCGCCUCUAGUAUGUACUUUAGGGCAAUGUUCACUAGACAGAUGGCAGAGAGUGGACAAAGAAGGAUUGUCAUACAAGGUGUUGAACCUUCUGCUUUGUCCUCCCUCAUAAAAUUCGCUUACACUUGUGUCCUUGAGAUCAACGAGGAGAAUGCUCAGAGUUUACUAGCCGCAUCAAACUUCCUACAAAUGCUGCACGCUGGUGAGGCCUGCUGCCAGUUCCUCAAGGAUCGCCUUGAUUCCGUCAAUUGUCUCGAUGUUGCUGAUUUCGCUGAGUUCCAAUCGUGUCAAGAUCUCCUUGAUGCAGCCCUCACCUAUUGUAGACGCCAUUUCACAGACGUUUCAAGAAGCGAGAGAUUCGUACUUAUAUCAUACAACAGAAUGAAGCACUUUCUAUCCAGCAACGAUCUUUUAUUAUCCGAAGGCGAAGAGUCUGUCUUUAAUGCUCUAGUCCGAUGGGUCAAACACAACACGCAGGAGCGUAGUGGUCAUUUCUACGAAUUACUAGACCACAUUAAGCUCCCUUUGCUAGGCCAAGAGUUCUUUGCUGUUGAAGUUGCUGCUAAUUCGCUUGUAAGCAGCAACGAGCAGUGCAUGAAACUGAUAAGAGAUGCUGCUCGAGCUUUAUAUAACGAUUCAUAUCCAAACAACCUCUCUCACCUCUCUCGCUUGCCUACUCAAAUUCCAAUGAAAUGGUGGCCUAGGGAUACUCUUAGAGCCGGUGAAGUCAUUCACAUACUAGGUGGUGUCUCUGAGCAUGAGACAUUGGGUAAUGUUGAAUGUUAUGAUCCUGAAACUAAUCGUUGGGUUGUUGAUCUGAUACCACAAAUGAACUACAGGAGGAGUGGCGUAGGCGUUGCUGUACUUCAAGGAUUACUAUUUGCAAUUGGUGGCUAUCUUGAAGGAAAGACCAGCACUGAUGCUGUUGAAUGUUAUAAUCCUAGAACAAUGAGAUGGACCCAGGUGUCCAGUAUGUUAACAGCUAGGAUGAAUCUUGGUGUUGGUGCCAUUAAAGACAUGAGAGAUGCUGUUACUGGUGCCACUUUCAGUGCAAUAUAUGCAAUAGGAGGCUACAGUGGUAAAUCAAUACUAGGAACUGCAGAGAAGUAUGACAUGCAGACUGACACAUGGAGCGAAAUAUCACCAAUGAAAACACCAAGAAGGAAUGUUGGUGUUGCAGUUAUAGAUAAUUUGUUAUACGCCGUCGGUGGCAGUAACAGAGACGAUGGGACUCGGUCUAACCUCAACUCAAUGGAGAGAUACAAUCCUGAUAGAGACGAGUGGGAGGAGAUGCCACCAAUGCACCGGAGCCGUGGGGCGGCCAGUGUCACUGCACUGGGUGGCUGUCUUUAUGCCGUGGGCGGAUAUGAUUCCGGCCAGUGGUUGUGUGAAGUGGAGAGAUUCGAUCCCCAGAUGAACCAAUGGUCAAUGAUAGCUCCAAUGCACCAUAGCAGGACUGGGGUAGCCGUUACUGCUCUUAAAGGUGAGGUUUAUGCUAUCGGUGGAUACAAUGGAGUUAAAACUGUUGACGUCGUCGAGAAAUUUGAUCCUGAGGAAGGAACAUGGAAGGAAGUAGCACCUUUGACUUAUGGGCGGAGUGUUCCUGGCAUCGCUGUAGCUUAUCUCUGGCCUGUUCAGUCAACGAUGAGGAAGUUCUGGGAAAAUACCGAUCAACAAUUAUAAUAACCAAAUAAUAAUUAUUGUUAUUAUAAUUACAACUAUAGUCUCAAUUGCAUAGUUAUGACGUUAUGUUCAUCUUUGGUACAAUGUACCACUAUGUUCAUAUCAUAUACUAUAACCCUCUCUCUCUGUCUUCUCUCUCUCUGUCUUCUCUCUCUCUCUCUCUUCUCUUUUCCUUUCUUUUAUUCAUAAUAAUUACUAAUCAUGUGUCAGAUUUUGUUAGACUUUCUCUCUGUAUAA